AUGUACACCACAGAUGUUGUUAAUCUUUUUCUUUCUGCUAAUAACAGCAAAACCAUGUCAAAGGAUUUGCCAUAUGAAGUGAGAAGGGCUCAAGAAAUAAAUCAUUUAUUUGGCCCAAAAGACAAUGAAGAUUCCUAUGACGUUAUUUUUGACCUUCACAACACUACUUCUAACAUGGGAUGCACUCUUAUUCUUGAAGAUUCCAGGAACGACUUUUUAAUUCAGAUGUUUCAUUAUAUUAAGACUUCUUUGGCUCCAUUGCCCUGCUAUGUUUAUCUUAUUGAACAUCCUUCCCUCAAAUAUGCAACCACUCGUUCUAUAGCCAAGUAUCCUGUUGGUAUAGAAGUUGGUCCCCAGCCUCAAGGGGUUCUGAGAGCUGAUAUUUUGGAUCAAAUGAGAAAAAUGAUUAAACACGCUCUUGAUUUUAUACAGAAUUUCAAUGAAGGAGAAGAAUUUCCUCCCUGUGCUAUUGAAGUCUAUAAAAUAAUGGAGAAAGUUGAUUAUCCCAGGAAUGAAAAUGGAGAUAUUGCUGCUAUUAUCCACCCUAAUCUGCAGGAUCAAGACUGGAAACCGCUGCACCCUGGGGAUCCUGUGUUUUUAACUCUUGAUGGACAGAUUAUUCCACUGGGCGGAGACGGUACUGUGUACCCGGUGUUUGUAAAUGAGGCCGCGUAUUAUGAAAAGAGAGAAGCUUUCGCAAAGACAACCAAACUAACACUCAACGCAGAAAGUAUUCGCUCCUCUUUACAUUAGGAAUCCCUUCUAGCUCGCCGGUUGUACAG
Messenger RNA from Neomonachus schauinslandi (Hawaiian monk seal), 782 nucleotides. It is a transcript of the gene ASPA, whose product is annotated as aspartoacylase. The record is from RefSeq and is a predicted model, not a curated record. Bases 1 to 753 code for a protein of 250 amino acids. NCBI's taxonomy places the organism in Eukaryota, Metazoa, Chordata, Mammalia, Carnivora, Phocidae. The transcript has 6 exons. Gene Ontology annotation, molecular function: hydrolase activity, acting on ester bonds.